Molecule: messenger RNA, 924 nt
Organism: Wickerhamiella sorbophila
Lineage: Eukaryota; Fungi; Ascomycota; Dipodascomycetes; Dipodascales; Trichomonascaceae
Product: KRR1 small subunit processome component
Exons: 1
Coding region: 1-924 (307 amino acids)
Cellular component (GO): nucleolus; small-subunit processome
Molecular function (GO): RNA binding
Source: RefSeq, a predicted model, not a curated record
AUGCCCUCCACUAAUAAUAAGGACAAGCCCUGGGACACCCCUGAUGUUGAUAAAUGGAGGAUCGAGCCUUUUGGUCCUGACGAUCUGAAAUGUGGAACUCCUUUCACCGAGGAAACCAGCUUCGCAAGUCUUUUCCCCAAGUAUCGUGAGGCCUAUCUCCGCCAGAUCUGGGGUGAUUUGACCAAAGCUCUCGACGCAAAAGGCGUCGCCUGCCAGUUGGACUUGGUUGAAGGCUCUAUGACCGUCAAAACUACUCGUAAGACUUAUGAUCCCGCAAUUAUUCUCAAGGCCCGUGACCUUAUCAAGCUUCUGGCUCGCAGUGUGCCGUUUCCUCAGGCGGUGAAAAUUCUCCAAGACGACAUCGUAUGCGACGUCAUCAAAAUCGGCGGCUUUGUGAGCAGCAAGGAACGCUUUGUUAAGCGCCGCCAACGGCUCAUUGGCCCGAACGGUAAUACGCUAAAGGCCCUUGAGUUGGUGACCAAAUGUUACAUUCUCGUCCAAGGUAAUACUGUGGCAGCUAUGGGCACUUAUAAAGGUUUGAAGGAGGUCCGAAGAGUUGUCGAAGAUUGCAUGCAAAACAUCCAUCCUAUUUAUCACAUCAAAGAGCUUAUGAUCAAGCGAGAGCUGGCAAAGAAGCCCGAAAUGGCAGGUGAAGAUUGGAGCCGGUUCCUUCCUCAGUUCAAAAAGCGAAAUGUUGCCAGACGUGCUCCCCACAAGGUUCGCCAGAAGAAAGAGUACACUCCCUUCCCCCCUGCACCCCAGCCUCGCAAGGUUGAUCUCGAGAUUGAGAGCGGUGAAUACUUUUUGUCCAAGCGGGAGAAAGAGCAAAAGAAACAGGAGCAACGUCGUGCGGAACGCCAGGCUGCGAAAGAAGUCAAGCAAAAGGAACGUGCUAAAGACUUUGUUGCUCCUCGUGAGAAUUAA